Messenger RNA from Porites evermanni, 17663 nucleotides. The record is from the annotation of a GenBank genome assembly. NCBI's taxonomy places the organism in Eukaryota, Metazoa, Cnidaria, Anthozoa, Scleractinia, Poritidae.
UUGACCAGGACUUAUACAUGGGCUUCCUGUCCUGAUGGGUAUUUCCUCCAGGGACUUUACCGGUCAAGGGGCGCUGACCUACAGAAUAUAGAACAUGUUAGGUGCUGCAGACCUAUUACAUUCAAAAACAUAUCAGCGAACUGCAAAGAUCAAAGUGUAAGGAUUUCACUCGACAACCAAGGCUGGAGCUCAUGCUCAAGUGGGUCAUUUAUCGUAGGAAUAUACAAAGAAAGUUGUAACACAUUGAGCUGUAUUGAAGAGUUCAAAUGCUGUCAAGUGUCUCCGUCAGGUAAAGAAAAAUUAAUGACUCCAAAGAAAAAAGGUACUUAUCAUCAUCAUCAUCAUCACCUUCGUCGUCAUUGUCACAUAGAAUUACUAUAAUAUAUAUUAUCAUUAUUGUUAUCAUUAUCAUAUUCGUUAUUAUUAUCAUAGCCUGUUCCAGGCGUUUGGAUAGUGGAGUGCGGCGCGAAGGAAGAGAGCUAGAAAUAAAAUAAGGAGGAAAAGAGGGAAAAGUAGAGACUUUCCCUCGCUCUCUCCCGGAACCCACAUCUCUUUGCGCUGUCCCCACGAUCUGAACUCCUGGAACAGGCUAUUAUUAUCUUUAUUAUUAUCAUUAUUUCUCAGACCUACUCACAUGCACCUAUUGGUGGCCUUGUUUCCCCUUUCGCGUCCAGCCAUUAUCCUGUAGACUUAAAUGUGUAGGGCCCUUCUUAAUAUCUUAGCUGUUCCCAAGAAAAAAGCUUUCUGGAACAAUGCAAUGAUCCCAGGUGUUCCUUGCUUGCUGAUCCACAUCCUCAGGAGAUGUACUCAUAGUCCCAAGAGCUCCAGCUACAAUAAGGAUACAGAGGCGCUUCUCCAGUUAUUAUUAUUGUUUAUUAUUACUAUUUUUAUUAUUACUAUUGCGUCAACAGCCCUAUAUAUUUAGAAGUUGAUGCGAGAGAAAAGCAGAAAGAGUAGAAACUAUUAAUAGCAUUAAAUUACAGUAGAAUUUUUUACGUAAUACUGAGUUAGAUUCAUAAAGAAUCAAUGACGGUUGUGAACUCUGGGUGAAUAUCAAACAACAUAUUUUUGUAGACAUGGUAAUACUUGGGCACUGGUUGCUGAAUGGGGAGGACAAGGAUGUAACGUGAGUAACACUUAUGGUCACACCGCAGAGGAAACCACUCAGGGAAUUUCACAUUAAGUGAUUUCCUUAUCAAUUUGCAUAAAAACUUAGGUUAAGAUGCGAAACCAGCAAGAAAAUGUGAAGUUCUAAAUAAAUUACAAAAAGUUCCAGAUAAAUUACAAAGUUAAGAUAAAAUGAUAUCAUAGGAGUUUUUUUCUUAAUUUGUUCUUUUUCUUGGACAAGGUUGAGUCACAAGCCAAAGUACUUAAAGUAGUCCAGGGGUGGCUGCCAUUUACACAAACCAUCCGGGUGGAAAUCAUGUGCAGAAACAUCGAACUAUAAAAUUUAACGUGGUGGGAAAAGGACAAGCUACAAAGUACUUCCAUAUAAGCAGAACACACUAAAAAACGUUGAAAAUUUUAUCGCCUGAAAUCACAGCCCACAUUUUCUGGAGAUUCCCAAACGGAAUGGCCCGAACCAUUGAUUUUCCAACCAGAAUUUCAGGUUUUCCCAAGAAAAUGGUAAGUAUUCCAGGUUUGUUCGCUAUGCAAACUUACGUCUUUUUCUUCUUGUCAGGUUCUACGGAUCACGGUCCUUAACAGAAGGACGAUGUCCCGGAAGCAAAGCCCUUUCGUUCUCCAAAUCGUCUUUCUACGCCAGGACACCGAUAAUUAUUUUGAACGGACGAAGCUUUACGAUUUCAUGCUGGAUAAAACAAAGAAAAAAGAAUUACAUAUUAGAAGCGAUCUAUGGUGAUUGGCAGUACCCAUGGCAGUUUCUUCUCAGCACAAAAAAACAAAAGAUAAUAUUUCAUCGUCACAGUUAUAUUAAAGAUGAGAAAUGGUGGUCUCUAACAAGUUCAGAAAUUCCUUUAAACAAAUGGAUUCACCUGGUAGUCACGUGGAAUAAGGAGGCAUUUAAGGUAUUCAUCUAUGCAGAUGGGGUUGAAAUUGCAUACAGAACAUUUUCGUCAAGUGCAAAGUUCUAUAGUUCCUCCGGACGUUUGUACAUGGUAGGCAAUGACCAACAAUAUCACCAGUUCCAGGGAUCAGUGAUGGAUCUGUUCGUCUUUGGCACAGCUCUUUCACUGGAUGAAAUAAAUAAACUAAGAGGUGAGAGAUUUGCUGUAUGCUCUAUGCCUUGUUUUUUUUCAAGCACGAGGUGUCUGUGAAGUCAUAGGAAUAUAUUCCCUGCUAGCAGAGGUCUGUCACGGCGAGGCAAAAAUGAGAGGACGGAGAGAGUAUCCUUCCUUCCUCUCUUUUAUGCCUCGUCGUGAGAGACCUCUGCUAGCAGGGAAAGGAAUAUAUUAGGGCGCUUAAGCAACGACGACGACGGUAGUGAAAACGUAGCAAAAAAAGAAGAAGAAUUUGCGUGCUUUUUAAGUUAUUAGCGUCUAUUUGGCCCCGCUCAAUUUGUCAAAUGUAAGCGAUUUCUCCUGGAAUUGUAUUCUAAAAGACUUUAUCCAGUUUCUGACAGAAAAAUUAAGGAAUUAUUCGUCGUCGUAUGUUCACGUCCUCCAUAAAACGUCACAUGAGAUGGUUUCAUGUCAUAGUAAUGCAGUAGACGUCAAAGAAAUGUACUAAAAAGCGUGAUGUACGUGCAAAGUUGCUGUUUUGGUCUUAAAACCAAUUUCUUUUUGACGUUAUCGUUGUCGGUGUCGUCGUGGCUGCUUAACCUCCCUAUUCUCCACUAAGAACGCCGGGGUAAUUCCGUGCUGAAACUGAAUCAGUCUGCUCCCCUGACAAACCAUCGAAACUUCUUCAUACGUGUAGGUCAUGAGCUUACUAAUCACUUCCUAGUUAUAAAUAUAAGGGAAUGAACAUUUCAUUUGAACGAGCGAAUAGGGUAAGCCGAUACGCACUACAAAAUGUGGCAGAAUGAUAUCAUAGCAUUGAUAUCAGUUCUGGUCAAUAUGUACAGUUGCUCUAGACGUUAUCUGAGCUCUCGUCUAAAAUCUAUUUGUUCUGUCUUUAAAAUCGUUCUCUCGAACCUUUAAUUUACUUGCGUUUUAAGAAAAAUACCACAGUAAAACUAAAUGAAACAUUUUGAACAAAAAAAUCAAGGUGUUCCAACCAUAGUGAACAAAAUAGUCACAGGAGGAACCAUCGGAAUGCAGUGGGAGCCACCCUUGGAAGGAGCGUGUCCCGUAUUGGCUUAUAAUAUUUACUACAGAAGAGUGGGUUCACCGCGAUCUGGAGAAAGCAAAAAGCACUUAAUCAGCAUCGAUGGAAGUAUAAAUCACUAUACCCUUCAUCUAAAUUGCAGUCACGAGUAUGAAAUAAAGGUUACUUCAAUGGAUGGCCAUAUGGAAAGUGACAGCAGCCAAACUUUGAAGUUUAAACCCAGUGGAGGCAAGUUAAAAAUUAUUCUAAAUUUGGAAUCUUUUUUGUUCUUUUUUUCGAACCAAGUAUGACAUUAAACGGAUGGCAAGCACCCGUUUCAUUGUCACAUUCGUUCUCCAUUUUUUUUUUUCAGAUGUUCCGUCGCCUCCAGUUUUAAGCAGUUUAGAAAAAGAUGCAUUCAGCUGCAACGUCAGCCUGGCCUGGGAAACCCCUUCAGAUCAUGGAUGUCCGCUAAUUAUGUAUACGAUCUACUACAUGCAGAUUCGACCACAACAACCAGGAGCACCCUGGUACGUUGUGAACAUCACCAACGCCAUGGCAAAUCAAUACUUUUUGGCAACAAGAUGUGACACGGGGUAUAAAAUCGAAAUGACCGCCUGGAAUGAGGUAGGGCAGAGCAGCAGGUCAAAAACGUGGAAAACAACAACAAGUUCAGGUAGGUUUUUCAAGACAAUCAUAUCGUUACAAUAAUUACUGAUCACCAAUAAAGGCGUGUAAACGGAUUUCCAGAGAAUUCGACUAAAUGUUCGUUCAAAAUCUUCCCUAACUUACUAUCACAUCACGCGAACAAAAGCCAGGGAGCAAUAGUUUGAGACAAAACGUUCCACACGGUUUAAACUUGUUUCAUCCAUAAAAGAUGCUUUAAGAUUUUCGACACCUACAAGUUUCGCACAAAUGAAAUAAAGCAAAUCCAUGUAAAAGCCAUUUAUUUUAGUUUUCUAUUACUGAUUUCAUUUUUAUUUUUUUAAAACCUGGCUUCAAUGGAUAAACAAGUUGGGGUGAAUAGGGCUUAAGAUUACCACUUAGAAGAUCUAUAAUUAAUUACUUGAAUAUAAAUGUGGAUGCAAAAUGUUUGAAGCAGAAGAAAGUUUCUCACCAGUAUCGUUACUCUCUUUUUCAAUGAAAAUAGCCUCAUCGUUACCUUUUUACAUCUUUUCAGGUACACUUAAUGAGGAAUUCUCGAUCUCAAAACCAUCAGAAUCAAUAGUUACCAAAAGUGGAAACCAUUCGGCUCUAUCCCAAGCUGCUGGUUUAACAGCAGGAAUUGCUGCUUUCCUUGUUAUAGCCAUUUUGGCAAUAUUCCUGUUUCGAAGAAAAUUAGCCAAAAGAAUAGGACGGGAUCGUAACGCCAGACCAAGAAGGUAAAACUAACAGUGAAAAAAUGUCAUUGAUCGAAAAGUAAGAAGUCUUCAAACUAGUAAGCGACACCACAAACUUAACAAGUUAUUAACUGAAGCCAAUAAGGCUCCAUAUUCACUAAGAAAUCAAUAGCCUGCGAGCAAGCUCUCCCAUUUGGGCGAGCCUCGCGAGAACGCGCGAGCGAGAGGCCUUUCCUCUGCCCCUCGCGGCUUUGCCGCUCGCUCGCGCGUUCUCGCGAGACUCGCUUCGCUCGCUCAAAUAGGAGAGCUUGCUCGCAGGCUAAGAAAUCAACGACACUUUGCACUUCCAAAGUGGGAGACGGACCGAACACUUUUAUUUAGCCGUCAAUUAAAUGAUUCGGUUUUAAUGCUUUUAUAUAUUAUAUGCAUGAAUUUUAAUACUGUAUUGAUAUAUUGUAAAUUAUUCUAUUUUAGCUUAGUUUUAUUCUUAAAUAACGCAAUUCAGCCCCUGGCUGCUCGUGUAAUUAUUCUAAUAAACUAUCUAUCUAUCCAUCUAUCUAUCUAUCCAUCUACCUACCCAUCUGUUGAAGAUAAGAAAGAUUAUGAAUUCCUAGUCCAAGGAACUAAAAACAAAAAAGACAAAACGUUAUUUGCAAAGCAUUCGAUGCAACUACAAAUACCGUUGUUGUUGUUUUAAUUUCCUUAUUUUCUUCAUUCAGGUCCAAGUCCACUAUAAUCCCCCUUAUACAAUGGGAGAUUCUACGAGAACAAGUUAUCUUCCAGGAAGAGAUCGGUCGUGGUGCAUUUGGUAAAGUGUUAAAAGGCAUACUUAGGGAAUCCCCUGGAAUCGACGUAUUUUACGAGCCCAGAAAUCAGACCGUCGACUUUAAAGAAGGCAGAACAGUAGCCGUUAAAGUUGUAGGAGGUUAGUAAUCGAGCAAUAAAAGCUAUGUUCUUCAAGAUUGUGAUUGUUAUUUGUAGUUUCUUUAGCAAAUUCUUUAAACAGUAUUCAAAAGGUCUAUUAUUACAACGAAUGGUGUUUUAAGGAGACCUUAUAUUAAGACACGACCCUUAGAAAGUCCCCCACUUGUUUCUAUAUUUAUGGAUACUAACAACAUUUCGUUGUAUCCAUUUAAUGGCACUUUGAAGAUCAAGUGAAGUACAUUCAUCAUCGUUGAUUCGACUAACUUGACUGUUCUAGGGUUCAGCAUAAGUCUCUUCCAGGCAGGUCUGUCGUUGGCACUCUCUUGCCAACCGUUCAGAGAUCGAUGUCUCUCUACUUCACGUUUCUUCCAGUUACAUCUCUAGUUGUUCGAAGGCCGAUUAGCGCUUAACUAGGGGUUAAAUUUAACCAGGGUUUCUUUUUCUUGGAUAAUGUUCUCUGUUAUACUUAAAGCUCCCAAUCAUCAACCUAUAGACAAAAAGAAUUAAAACUAAAAUGCUUUUUAAGCUUUCAAAUCUGAAUUCAAAUCGCGCACUAGCCCUGGGUUAUCUUAACCCAGCUUUGAACAACUUGCCCUGAACGUUAAUCUAGGCUGUCCUUGAUUACGCAUUCCAGAACAGAGCUGCAAGUAUAGCAGCUGUUUUGGUAGCCUGUUAUUAUCCAUCCCAUACACGUAACCCCAAUAAUCUAAUAAAACAAUAAUCUAAUAAUCAAUGAAAGUUUUUCUUAAUGACAAUAUCAGCCAUUGAUGAUACUCGUGAACGGCAGGGAAUUUCCACAUUGUGUGAUCUUGUCCUUACAGCACACGUUUUUUCAUUCUUAAGAGGCAGUCUCCCUAAAAGUGUUCCACUCGAUUUUGGACUCGAAAAAACUUUUGCCUUAUAUUUUUAUCAUCAACACUACUAUCCAUCCUAAUAACGAAACUGCAGUUAGAAUGAGGAAAUUGAUUAUUUUACUAUACUGCCAUUCCCAGCAUUUCAUUGCUGGACGACCGUUAGCGGCUAAAAUAUGCAAAUUUUAGAUGCCGUGUUACAGGUUUUUUAACGAUCGUUUAAAAGUACUUCGGGUCAUCAAAUCCUAGACUGUUCGCACUCAUUUGGAAGCAUAUUUCUUCUUCUUACUGUUCCAAUAUCAUUUAGGCAUUAUCUUUCUGUAAUCAGCAAAAACUGGUCGUCUUUAUUUCACUAACCCAAUUAAGAAAGCAAGAUGCACGAAUAAAUGCCUCAAAAACAUCUCAAAAUUCUCAAAAGUGGCACCUAAACUAGACCUAAAAACAUGUUUUAGUUAAAGAUUAAUAGCUAUUUUGUCAAGUUAUGCAAUAAAACUUGUGGCACAAUGCGAUUCAGAAUUGAAGGAUUCGACUUAAAUUUGCAUAUUGAUGCCGAAUUCGCAUUGCGUGACACCUGCCGCUGUGAUAGUAAAAAAAUUCUUCGUGAUCCUACAAAUGACAAUUUUUCUGUUUUUUUUUUUUUUUACUUUAUCAACAAGAAAAAUCGGAAAUAGGUUAAGCUUAUAGAAGAUUAAGUUUACUUUUCCACUGACCUUCGUAUUAGUAGUCUCGGCCGGCCGUCCUUUGUUCGACUCCCAGUAGUUGGCUUUCUUAUUAGUAGAGUGGGUCGGGAAAAAUACGCAUUUCUCCCCACCCCACCCCUUCGCCCUUUUCUUACUGGCAUCCCUCGGAGGGUCAUCCCCACAGUCUGAAAGCCUGGAAGAGGCUAUUCGACAUACUUCAAUCGCGUUCUAACGAACAUUUUUGUUUUACAGAUAACAUUAACGAGAACAAUGCUUCUCCUGUCUAGUGACAGGUGGACGUAUUUACAUUUUGCAGCGAGAAGGUCCUUCACACAUUCACCUUUACAAUAUAUAUAUGGGACGAUGGUACACGGUAGUCCUUAAAGAAAAAUUAAGAAAAUAUAGACUGGAGUUCAAAGAAGUAAAAUCAACAACCCGCUAAUCACGUCUACGCCACAAUAAGUCUCGUACUUACAAAUUCUUAUCAAGUAAAUUGUUAUUUGCCCUUAAAAAAAUGAAAUCAGCUGUGAAAUGUACAUUGAAUUAAAUUAGUGUCCGGACACCUUUAGGAAUUUGAUAUUAGUAUAAAUUCUAAGAUGUAUAAAUCUACCGGCCUUCGAUCACAAAUCUGAUUGUCUAUGUACAGUGCUAGUGCUAUGCUGGUAAUGCUGUACGCUAUCAAUUCCGUGAUGCAUAUGGACAGUGAGUGAAGUGACUGAGUAGCCUGACAGUGUUCGGUUGUAACCUGUUUAUACCACCACUGAAUAAAACCGUUACCCUGUCAAGGUGUUAAGCUUUGAACGACUAGGGGGUUUAUAUUUGACUAUUUCAGGGAAAUUUGUACCAGAUCUUUGUUUACUCGCAUGCAAUCUCGCUCGUUUUUUGUUUUUGUAUUUUUUUCAUAAGAUUUGUGAAGUAUUUGCGGUCUUUAUAUUCUUUGUCAUAGCAUCUCGGUAUGCAGACAUAUGAAAGCAAUAAGAUCCUCUCUGAGUGGCUCAACAACAUUGUCCGCGGUAGGCUGGUGUAUCAAAUGAGCGCCGCACUGGAGUCGCAAAAACGAAAUGAUAAACGCGGUGGCGCCUAAUUUAGUAAAAUCGAUAGCAAUAUGAAUUUGGAUCCACACGGAGGGUCCAAAGGCCGAUUUUUAAAAAUGUGAUCCUAGAUCCUUCAGCUGUUGUUCAGAUGUAUGUAUUUUUACAUUAUUAACGUGGUAGAAUGCAAGCGUCUGUAAGAACAGGAUGAUAACCGCUAACAAGACUGGACCUGGAGAAAUGCUCAUGCUGGGGAAACCUUCGACAAUGCGGGAUUCAGACUUCACGUCAGCUCUCCCUUCUACUGAUUGUUCGAAUUCAGAGGUUUUUGUCCACGUUGGGCUUCAAUAGAAAAUUCUGUCGGGGAAUUCUCCAUGGUACCAAAUAAUUGUCAUGAGUACUCUCAGUAAUAUGCCUAAAGGUAGGUAAUCACGAUUUUGGCAAUUUAACUCCGACUCCAAAUAAGGUUUAGAUAUGCGCUGAUCACUUUCUGUUUCACGCGUGUAUCUUGUGAUAUUCAAAUCCGUCAGCUCAUAAAUGAUGUCAAAUGUGCAACUGCAUCAGCUGACUGUGUAACUUUAUACCGCACUGCAACAGUGAUUAAUAUCAGGAUGUUUGACUUAAAGCAACUUCCUACUUUUCUCCAUAACUUCAUUAUGUUUGGAUCUUCACUUCCCGCAUAAUUCUAAAUAAAAAAAUUGAGUGGAAUACUGAGUUUAUCAUUGUCUGAACUUGAAAUUACGAUUAUGACAAUACCCAUUGCCCCUUUUGUCGUUAUCUUAUCACAGAUAAAGGAACUAGUUAUAAGGAUAUAUUUACGAUUUUAUACGUACGUGAUCCCAUCCUUUAAAAUAGAUGGUAUACGAUCUUAGCAAUCUCCAAACCAAUUACAUGCCUGUCCUUGGUCCUAAUAUUCCUUUCUUGGUCCUCUAUGCGAAGAACGUGGUGUCCGCCAAAAUCUUCCGAGUUUAUAUGCCGAUAUUUGUGGGUAAUCCCCGGGAGGACUUCCAUAUAAAAGUGAAAGGCUGCUCGUCGGAAAAUUAAUAAUUUAUUAUUUAAACCUCUAAGGGAGGGCAAUGUGGGUGUGGCUCAAGCUUAAACUGACCCCUAAAGGAGAUUUCUGUCAGGCCAGCGUCACGGCUUUUUUUUUUGGCAAAUUUCUUUAUGCACAGCCUAAAGCGAUACCUGAAUGAGCGUAUUUAGGUACUUUCCGUCCCAAACAACCGAAGUGAGACCAAAAUCUACAAACGACGAGCACCCACGUCACUUUUGUAAGGGAGUCCUCCUGGGGAAGCAGAUCACCAUCUGUUCCACUUGAUUUUUCGUAAGGUCAAUGGUUACCAUCUUUUGAGAGUAUUGGCUCUGCUUCACUUAGUUCAGACUUCGAUGGAUGACAGGUUUGAUGGUAAGAAGUAAUGGUGUCCUGACAAUCGUGUACUUUUAUCAGUUGGGAAAAACCGCGUGAACUUUCACACUUUAUUUUCUUGUUACUUUCACUGAUGUUGCCCGAUUCGAAAUUAAUGUUGAAACUUUACUAUUUGCGUGUGCCAACUUCUUCAUUAACUGGCUGCGAUACAAAAGUAGCCUUAGACUCCAGACUGUCUCUUAGAGCGUGAAAACAAAAGCUGACCACUGUUAAUAGGAAGAAACAGUCAGUAAAUGGAAGAAACCUUCUAACUGAAAUUUCAUUAACAAAGUCUUCAAAUGUGGGCUCCUGAUCAGUGGAAGGUAAAUAAAGGGAAAAUAGUAAUUCGCCGUUCACAGUCCAGUACUAUCGCCCCAUCUUAGCGAAUACAAGACAGUCUUGGAUUCUGGAUCCCAUUCCAUGGAUUCGGGAUUCCGGGUGCUGGAUUCCAGUCUUUUCCAGUGGAAUUUCAUUCCUUAGAAGCCCUGGAUUCCGGAUUCCAUAUCAAAAUUUUCCCGAAUUCCGGAUCCUACAAGUAAAAAUUUUCCAGAUUCCUGAAUCCGGAUACCCUUACGUGGGGCGAAGUACAAGUCAAACAUUUUCUGACCUGUUCACGUAUAUUUAAUUAAGCAGUGGGAAAUUUACUUUUCUUCUAACGUUCAAUUUUAUAAUGUGAUGGAUCGGAGUAACUUCUGGUCAAUGCAGCUUUUUCAGACUGGACCACAUUUUAAGCUAGAAGAGGUUUGGUUCUGAAAAGGUAUUUUUCCGUCUUGACAUAACAGACUUAACACGAAUGUUCGGGGCAGUGGGAAUAUUAAAUGAAGCUUGGAAAGGAAUCUUUUACUUGCUGAACUAAUCUUUGAACAAUAUGUAUCAUUGGUAAAGGGAAAAAGGCAAUUUCAAUAUAGUUUUGGUGGAAAAAUGAGGCAUAUCUUACUUAAAAGUGGUAAGUAUUUGAAUAACUGAGGAUUUUGUUGUGACAGCAGCCGGUAUCGUCACGCAACGCAAAUUGAACAUUUGCCUAAAUUUGAGUUGAAACCUUCAAUUCUGAAUCGCGUUGUGCCACAAGUUUUAUUGCAUAACUUGACAAAAUAGCUAUUAAUCUUUAACUAAAACAUGUUUUUAGGUCUAGUUAAGGUGCCACUUUUGAGAAUUUUCUGAUGAUUUUGAGGCAUUUUCUCGUGCAGUUUGCUUUCUUAAUUUGAUUAGCGAAAUAAAGACGACCAGUUUUUGCUGAUUACAGAAAGAUAACGCCUAAACGGUAUUGGAACAGUAAGAAGAAGUAAUAUGCUUCCAAAUGAGUCCAAUAGUCUAGGAUUUGAUGACCCGAAGAACUUUAGAGCGAUCGUUAAAAAACCUGUAAAACAGAGACUAAAAUUUGCAUAUUUUAGCCGCUAACGGUCGUCCAGCAAUGAAAUGGUGGGAAUGGCAGUAAAAUAAACAAUUUCCUUAUUCUAACUGCAAUUUCGUUAUUAGGAUGGAUAGUAGUGUUGAUGGUAAAAUUAUGAGGCAAAAGUUUUUUCCAGUCCAAAAUCGAGUGGAACGCUUUUAGGGAGACUGCCUCUUAAAUGUCUCAUCAUAUAAGCAUGUCGCUUCUUCACGUGGGUCUGAUACAGAGUCCAUUAGAAUGGCUUAGAUUAGGUUACUCGGAGUCGAAAGGGGGCUUAAGCAAACAGGAACACAACUGUUAAACACGGUGCAUAUCGUUUAUGAAGCACAUUUGUACCUUUUUUUAAUCUUCAACGUGAUUUUUCGUACAUUUAAUUAGUUAACAAGCGAUUUCAAGUCAGACAAGAGAGAAGAAUAUUCUUGUGGUGAUCUUUAAUCAACCUUAAUAUCCUACACUGUUUGUAAUUGAUUAGGUACGGAUCUAUGUUUAAUUCAACAAAUUAAGGUAAGUAGAUUAAUUUCUCUUGUCAAAAAUAUUUCACUUUAUAAUUUUGUUCUAAUUUUAGAACGGACAGACCAAGAAGCCAAAAAUCAAUUUUUGGAAGAAAUUGAGCUGAUGAAAGCAAUCGGCUGUCACAAGAAUGUUGUGAGCAUGCUGGGAUGCUGUGUUACAUCAGACCCCAUUUUUCUGGUACUAGAAUAUGCUCCGUAUGGUGAUCUUCAACAUUGGCUCAGAAAUAAGAGAUUGCAGGUAUGGUAGCUAUGAUAGCGGUGAGUUCGACUUACUUUAAAAGCUCUCGAUUGUGAAUGUAACACUCACCAUUAACGUUAAGUUAAAAAUCGAAAACUUGUGUGAAAUUUUUUUUUCCCUAUCCUGUAUAGACUGUUCACAGUCCCCUAUUUUCCCGUUAGAUCAGCGAGAUCGAGCGCUAUGCGUUACGGGUUGCCAUCUUGGAUGAGUGUCAAAACUACUUAGGGGGUGGGGGGAGGUUUGGAAGGAAGCGAGAAAAAUAGAAGGACUGUAAUAACAUCACUGCAUCCCAAGUUCAGGAGGCGUAACAGGAAUUUCACGCCUUUUACCAUUCAUUAAUCAAGAAACUCUGCUGGCGAAGAAAAACAUGCCAGACACAUUUAGCAUCGAUUUCGCGUGUUCGAAACAGUGAUUUUAUGCGGUUUCUGGGACAUUCCUCCAAAUAAAAUCGGCAAACAUGCACAGGUGAAACAUUUUCCUAAUCGAAGCGCUCAGCACGCUCGCUUCACCACAGAUUAAAACGGUUAAACCUCCCGAUAAAAAGCCAGGCAUUUCUGACAGGUCGUCUUUCUUACGUCGGCGUAGCGUUAAAUUUCAAUUCGUUUGGCAGAAACGGUGUUACAACAUUAACCUCGCCGGGCUGCUUCAAAAGCAUGUUGGUUUACGUGAUUCAUCCGCAAAAAAUGCCAAAAUUCCUUUUUGUGUUUGCGCAAGAUGUGCCCAAAGGAUGAUGCGCCCUAUGGUAUUAUGAAAGCGUACGUUUUCUAGAAACGACGACUUGUCAACGCCUUGUCAGCUAGUAUUGGCAACAUAAACUAAACCCGUUGUUAACGCAAAUUAACAUCUAUUGUCUAAUGACCCAUCAAACGCCUGUAUUGCUAGCGCAAGGCACUCAAAAUAUAAAAUCGUGUAAAUCUAAAGGUGAUGUUACACGGGACGAUUCGCAACGACCAUUUUUAGCGCAACACAGCGUUGUGACAUUGUUGGGACAUUGUUUCGAAUGGUUACAACGUUGUUCCAACAUUGCAACUCUGUGUUAAGCUAAAAAUGGUCGUUGCGAAUCGUCUCGUUAAACAUCACCUUUAGAAUUACACGAUUCUAAAGGUUGAUGAUAUGCGGGACGAUUCGCAACCACCAUUUUUAGCGCAACACAGAGUUUGCAAUGUUGGAGCAAUGUUGUAACCAUUCGAAACAAUGUCCCAACAAUGUCACAACGCUGUGUUGCGCUAAAAAUGGUCGUUGCGAAUCGUCUCGUCUAACAUCACCUUAAGCAGCGAAGGCAACAAUAACGGCAAAAAAAGAAGGUCUUAUUAGCAAAAAACCAUUUUUUACGUGCAGCACAAUUUUCUGUACAUUUUUUUGCCAUUGUUUUGCACGACUACAACGUGAAACUUCCAGAACCUUCCAGGUUACACGUUUUAUGGGGGAAAUGUAAUAGGUGUUCUUGUUCCCUUUUUUUCACUGUCACUCAUUUUCACGCUGGUGGCCGCUAGCAUUUCUUAAUUUCUCACUGCCGCUACAAAAUUUUCAUUUGUUCCUCCAACAAAAAAUGUCUCCUUUGUUUUUUCUCUCUCAAGCACGCAAGCGGCGAAGCCACGAGCCGCGAUAAACGAGGGCUUAAGUCCGAGAAGAAGAAAUAAGAGUCGAUCGUCCUCUCUCCUCUGGUCCCAGUCCCUUAUUGUAACAAAACAUCGUGCUUUGCAAUCGCUCUGGCUGGUUAGACCUAGAGGGAUUUUAAGAGAAAAGGCGGACUGCAAGAAGUCUAUAUAUUGUUUGCCUAGUCUUCAAGAGAACAAUAACGCGAUAGACAUACACUUAGGGAAUCUUGGGCAGAUAGGAUUUUAGGGCCUACAGAUACAAUCUUACUUGAACUGUUAUGCGUCUGUUUGUGUGUGAGUGUGUGUGUUUGUUUUUUUUUUAUUUUUCAGAAAAGUUAUCAAAGAGUCUACGACAACGAAGACAGAGAGUUCUUGUCUUCUGGUGGCAAUCUAAAUGCUGUUUCGACAGAAAUGAUUAAGUCAGGACAAACUGAUGCGGAAAACCUUGAAAGCGGAGAAAUUGAAAAACGUGGUAUUCACUUGUCUUCAGAAGAGUCUGAAGUGACUUUUUGCGGUAGUAACGUCUCCAAGGACAUCUCUCUUGAUGAACUUAAAGAGACCCGUGUUACCGCCGACCUUGCAUUAACUACCAACAAAGCUGGCAUUCACGAUAGUGGUGAAGGUAAAGAGGGAAGGGUAACAAACCAGUGUGAGAAUUUCUCUGGAAUGAGAAGUGUCCAUCCGAGUGAUUCCCAAGUAGAUGGGACAAGUGAUGAUGAUUUGCUAACAGCCAUGGACCUCCUUUGUUUUGCGUGGCAAAUAACACGUGGAAUGGUAAGGGCACAAGAGAACUUCAAGGGGCCCCCCUUCUAAGUGCUACUGGAUACUCAGUUGAUAUUGGUUUCAGCUGGGAUUAAGACUCGCGACUUCCAGCAGGCAGAGGUUAUGUUAUAUUGAGAUGGGUUGUAUCAGUAGGGAGAAAGCACAUGUUCAUUACACAGAAUCCUUUGGGUAUAUGACAAUAUGGGUGAUUUAUCGAGCGAAAAGAUUAUUUCAAAUUCUUCUUAUUGGAACCCGUUCUCUUAAUUUUCAAGGUUGUUCUCUAUUAUCAUAUUUAAUCAUACGAUUAUCACAUGAAGUAAACUGAACUCGGUAUUUUGUAAAUGCUUUUAGUUGUGUCGCUUUGAAAAAAUUUCAAAGAUAGGGGGUCAUGAAUCAGUCUGUCUCAAUGAUAGUUGUUCUUUUGUGGUUGUGGCGUUAAUAGCUGUUGGGAUGGUGUUGGUGGUGGGUCUUGAAGAGACUGUGGUUGUGGUAGAAGCGCUGCUUGGUUCCUGAGUGUUGGGGGUUACUAGUAUGGGCUCCUGUCGGCGUUGUGUCUAAUGUUUUGCUUUUUGGCUUGUAGUAGUUACUUUGGUCAUCUUUCUGGCUCUAGUCAUCGCUUGAGUUGUUCAUGCUGCUAUUAGUUUUGGUGGUCACUGCGCGCGGAAAAUGUGGGAGUAAUGGUGGUUGUUGCGGACGGGGGUGUUGUCAGUGUAAAGUUCCUGUUUGUCAUGAUUGUGGUUGUAGUAAUAGUGUAGCUGCUGUGGUGUCUGUCGUUGGUAUGAUUGGUCAAGUUGUUAUAGUUGUUUUUGUCACUGUGGUAGUUGUCUUUGUGGCACUUGUUGUGGUCCUGAUAGCCGUUUUGGCUCUAGUUGAUUUUUUACUUGUGUUUGGGGCUGGUGGUCCCGAAAUUUGUGUCGUCGCAUCGCAACUGCCGUAAAUACCAUGUAGUUACCCAUAGUUCUUGAAUAGGAAGAUUGAACGGGGGGGUAUAAGUAUGUCACACAUUAUUCCUUUCAUGCUUCCUCCAGCUGUCUUUUUUUAUCCCAGAGUUUCCUUGCGAGCAAAGGAUUUGUUCACCGUGACUUAGCGGCGCGUAACAUACUUCUUGGAGAAGACAGAGUGGUAAAGAUCUCUGAUUUUGGACUAAUGAGGCACACUCAGGACGACGUGUACCAGCUCAGGAAGGGAAAAAGGUUGCCGGUUAAGUGGACAGCACCAGAGGCACUCUACAACAGUCAAUACACCACAAAGAGCGAUGUGUGAGUAUUUGAUGCUUAGAGUGAAAACUGUGUUACACCAUGUCAACUGCGCAUGGUCAUAUGUCACACAUUUAUCAAUACCGUAACGAUAGAGCAGUAACCCGUAGUCCAUUGUCAUCCCCAACUGCUGAUUGGUUGAAAAUAUGCGUCAGCCUAUCAAAAUCGAAGCACUACCCAGAUUUGGGAAGUGGCAUUCAUGCGUCAUCACGCCGGAAACCGUUGGUGGCGUCGCGAAAUCUCGGCUGUUUUCUUAGGCUACUUUCAGUAGCGAGUCGCCACGAAAGUGGAAAUAGCACCUUGGAAACGAAGUUGCAGGUUUUCGUUCACGCCUGGGAACAGUGGAACUUUCAGAUAUCAGAUAGAGUAAACACCUGUUUCUAAGAACAAGUGGGUUUUAAGGCUGAAUAUUGGCUAAUAAAGUACGAUAUAUGUAAGGACCAAUUAAGCCUGAUAAAUAAAACAUGUUCUCUGGAUGCCAGAAUAAGAACCCAAUUUAGUAACUCCUGUUACGGUACUAUCGUGUACUGGACCAAAAUUUUGUGAAAUGUUUAAACUACUUAACAAUUAGAUGUUGGGUUUCCAAUCAAGUUAAUGUUUACUUAUAAAAGUAAAGUAUAAAACAUUGUAUGUUAAUUAAACCUCUAGUACUGCUUAAUUUAUAGUAUUUUUGAAACAAAUUUUGAGAACAUUUUCAGGCUCAGUUAUCACUAAGCACCCGAUAAUUAAGCGGGUGUUCACUGUUAUUUCUGAAAUAACAGUCUUUAUCUUUCCUUAUGGUCAUUGAGAUUUCUUCAAUUAACUUUACAAUGAUUAUUUCACAAAGAGUACGAAUUUUAGUACUGUAUAAUUUAUCUUUAGGUGGUCUUUUGGAGUUGUGCUAUGGGAACUUUCCACAAUGGGUAAGAAUUAAUAAAGCGCAAUUUAGAAACCCGUUUAUUACGUAUGGAAUCAUUGAAUGCAGUAUGAAAAAAACACGAUUUUUUCAUCUUUUGGCUAAAAACAUUAAGGCAAGGAUCUAGUUUACAUCUUUAAACGACAAAUUGAUAUUCUCACUAUUCACUCAGCUAAUAAACGAAAGGGAUACGUUUCUCGAACUUAAACAGAAUAAAAGAUACUGAGAGGCGGAAAUACAAAAAUGCUGUCUUAACCCUGUUCAGACCAGGGGAGCUGAGUUGAAUAACUUCAAAACCGUUAAGCUGGACCGCAAAACUUCGCGACUUUUCCUAACAUUUAUUUCGGAAAAUGUUAAAGUUAUUUAACUAAUUCAAAGAUGGCGGAUCAGACCUCAUUUCUAUUGUUAAAGAUUACCAAUGUGUCAGCCAACUUCAUAGUUUCAUGACUUUUCGCUUUAUAGCUAGUUUUCGGGAAAAACUUGGGUUCUGCCAACGUCAUUAUGACGUCAAUGUACAGCAAUGUGUCAAACAAAUUAUACCUAAAUGUUGAAAAUGACGUGUACAUUAUUCAGUGUAAUUUAAGUGGUCGUUUCAUGUGCGGUUUUAAAGUUGGGGCCCUCCGAAGCCCCCAUGCCCACAGGAAGCAUAUAGUUAAGGAAAAUUGAACUGUCUAAUAACAUCUUUCACAAGAAAAAAACAUCCAACGACUUGGUGACUUAAUGGUAUUCACGGGGAGUGAGCGAGCCAAGUUAUUUCGAUUUUGCAAAAUAGUUGAGAUUGUCAUCAGUUUAUAGCCUAAACAGCUGAUUAAAAAACUUGUUAUUGUAGGAGGGAAUCCAUACCCUGGUAUAAGUAACAAAGAAUUGUACAAGCUUCUAAAAACAGGAUAUCGCAUGGAAAAGCCCGACAUGUGUUCCGAUGAACUGUAAGUAUAGUUUUAGGCUACUUAUGAUGAUAAAUAUUUUGUGUAAUCAUAGUUAAUUGAGUGGAAUGGUUAUGAAACCCGUCAGACUCCUUUGUUAUAUGUUUUUGUGGACCUGAAAGUGCACAACGUUCAAAAGAAUUCCUAUCAUUUUUAUUGUAUUGACCAAUAAAAACGUUGCAGUAACAAUUUGCCAACAGAAAACAAAGGAUUGUGCACUUUCAGGGUGCUUCCAACAUAAACUGCAGCACUGUUGUUUUUAUCAUUGAUGUUUGCCGCUUUUCAUAACCAGUCUCCUCUAAUAACUAUGGUGUAACGGAUAAAAAUGCAGCCUACAAGAAAGCUUUUUGCUCUGGAUUUUCCUUUCAGCUUUCCCUUCACCACGCGAAGCGCUAGCAGUCCUUAGCCUGUCCGUAUGUAGACAUUUUGUUUAAAGCGUUGUUGACACUGUGUUACUGUUCCUUUGACAGGUUCCAGCUGCUAUUAGAAUGUUGGAAUGAGAACCCCAGCGCGCGACCGACGUUUGAUCUCGCCGCAAAAGCGCUGGAGAAGAUGAUGGUGAAGGGAACUCCUUAUUUGGAUUUGGAUUUACUUGAUGAAUCAAAGGCAUAUUACUGCGAGAAGCCUUUGGAAGAAGGUGACACAUCCUAA